GUUUAGUCCUCCAAACCUGACGAACCUGCGUAAAAAAAUAUGGCCGCCCCCACGGCCAGCACCAACAUGCUGUCGGUGUUGGAGCCCCGGCGCUACGGCUCAAUGCUGUCCCUGGAGGAGAAGUGUCAACAGUCUUUCUUUCUCUUCUACUACUACAGGAUGGAGGACGAGGCCGUGCUGGAUCGCGGGGCGUCCUUCGUCAAGCACGUCUGUGAUGAAGAGGAGGUCGAAGGUCACCACACCAUCUACAUAGGUGUGCACGUGCCCAAGAGCUACCGACGCCGGAGACGCCACCGCAGGAAGGCCGGCCACAAGGACAAGAAGGAGAAAGUGACGGAGACGGCCUCUGACAAGUCGGACACGGAAAACAACGACGAGGCCAGCUACAGCAUCCUCAAACCGCUCAUCUCGCCGGCGGCCGAGCGGAUCCGCUUCAUCCUGGGGGAGGAGGAUGACGGGCCUGCGCCCCCUCAGCUCUUCACCGAGCUGGACGAGCUGCUCUCCGUCGACGGCCAGGACAUGGAGUGGAAGGAGACGGCCAGGUGGAUCAAGUUUGAGGAGAAGGUGGAGAAGGGUGGUGAGCGGUGGAGCAAGCCCCAUGUGGCCACGCUCUCCCUGCACAGCCUGUUCGAGCUCAGGACCUGCAUCGAGAAGGGCACCAUCAUGCUGGACCUGGAGGCUAUCACGCUGCCCCAGUUGGUCGAGAUGAUCACUGACGAUCAAAUAGAGAACGGUCAGUUGAAGGCUGACCUCAAGGACAAGGUGAUGUACACCUUGUUGAGGAGACACCGUCACCAGACCAAGAAGUCCAACCUGCGUUCCCUCGCUGAGAUUGGCAAGACCGUCUCCAGCGCAAGUAGGCUGUUUUCCAACACGGACAAUGCCCGUAGUCCUCUCGGAAACUCUGCGACUUGCCUCACGGCUCGCACCUCCGAGGAGGAGUUGCCAGUCCAGCGGAGCCCGAGCAUGGGAUGGCUUAGUAGCCCCGCCACCACACACAGGAAUAUAUCGUCUAGCAGUAUGAAUGACAUCUCUGACAAGCCCGAGAAGGAUCAGCUGAAGAACAAGUUCAUGAAGAAGUUGCCCAGGGAUGCGGAGGCGUCCAACGUGCUGGUCGGGGAGGUGGACUUCCUGGAUGCUCCAUUUGUGGCCUUUGUGCGUCUGCAGCAGGCUGUCAUGCUGGGAGCUCUGACUGAAGUCCCUGUUCCUACAAGGUUCUUGUUCAUCCUCCUUGGUCCCAAAGGCAAAGCGAGGUCGUACCAUGAAAUCGGGAGAGCCAUUGCCACUCUCAUGUCUGACGAGGUCUUCCACGACAUCGCAUACAAAGCCAAGGACAGGCAGGAUCUGUUGGCCGGCAUCGACGAGUUCCUCGACGAGGUCAUUGUUCUCCCACCUGGAGAGUGGGACCCUGCCAUCAGGAUAGAGCCUCCAAAGUCUUUGCCUUCUUCAGACAAGAGGAAGAACAUGUACGCUGGAGGGGACAACAUGCACAUGAACGGUGACACGCCUCAUGAAGGGGGUCACGGUGGAGGGGGACACGCAGUGGGCGAUGAGCUGAAGAAGACUGGGAGGUUUUGCGGUGGCCUUAUACUUGACAUCAAGCGGAAAGCUCCAUUUUUUGCCAGCGACUUCUACGACGCGAUACACAUCCAAUCGCUGUCGGCUAUUUUAUUCAUUUACCUGGGGACUGUGACCAACGCCAUUACGUUUGGGGGCUUGCUGGGAGACGCCACUGAAAACAUGCAGGGCGUGCUGGAGAGCUUCCUGGGCACAGCGGUCUCUGGAGCAGUCUUCUGCCUGCUCUCCGGCCAACCCCUCACCAUCCUCAGCAGUACAGGCCCGGUGCUGGUGUUCGAGAGGUUGCUCUUCAACUUCAGCAAGGACAAUCAGUUUGACUAUCUGGAAUUCCGGCUUUGGAUCGGCUUGUGGUCAGCCUUCUUCUGCCUGGUCCUGGUGGCGACGGAUGCCAGCUUCCUGGUGCAGUACUUCACGCGCUUCACCGAGGAGGGCUUCUCCUCGCUCAUCAGCUUCAUCUUCAUCUACGACGCCUUCAAGAAGAUGCUGAAGAUGGCCCACCACUACCCCAUCGACUCCGACUACAGGGUCGACCUGGUGACGCAGUACGACUGCAUGUGUAUGGCGCCCACCCUAGAUAACAGCUCAGGACUACUGACGGACACAGUGGAUGGAAACGAAUGGUCAUUGUACAACAUCACUGACAUGCCCCUGAACAGCACGUGGUCGUCUAUGACACGCUCUGAGUGCCUGAAGUACAAGGGCGAGCUGGUGGGGAAGGCCUGUGAAUUUGUGCCCGACAUCGCGCUCAUGUCUGUCAUCCUGUUCCUGGGCACUUACACCUGCUCCAUGUUUCUGAAGAAGUUCAAGUUCAGCCCCUUCUUUCCCACCACCGUGAGGAAGCUGAUCAGUGACUUUGCCAUCAUCCUGGCCAUCCUGAUCUUUGUGGGUGUUGACGCCCUGGUGGGACUGGACACACCAAAGCUCCUUGUGCCUACUGAAUUUAAGCCCACCAGUCCCCACCGCGGCUGGUUUGUGCCUCCGUUCGGGGGCAAUCCCUGGUGGGUGUACCUGGCGUCCGCGCUUCCCGCCCUGCUCGUCACCAUCCUUCUCUUCAUGGACCAGCAGAUCACCGCAGUCAUUGUCAACCGCAAAGAGCACAAGCUGAAGAAAGGAGCGGGCUAUCACCUGGACCUGUUCUGGGUGGCGGUGCUCAUGAUCGUGUGCUCCUUCAUGGGCCUGCCCUGGUACGUGGCUGCCACCGUCAUCUCCAUCGCCCACAUCGACAGCUUGAAGAUGGAGACGGAGACCUCCGCGCCAGGGGAGCAGCCCAAGUUCCUGGGUGUCAGGGAGCAGCGUGUCACUGGAGUGUGUGUCUUCAUCCUAACUGGCCUGUCCGUCCUGAUGUCCCCCAUCCUCAAGUUCAUCCCCAUGCCUGUACUGUACGGAGUCUUCCUCUACAUGGGUGUGGCCUCCCUCAACGGAGUACAGUUCAUGGACCGUCUGAAGCUGCUCCUCAUGCCAGCCAAGCACCAGCCGGACCUCAUCUACCUGCGGCACGUCCCCCUGCGCAAGGUGCAUCUCUUCACCUUUCUCCAGCUGCUCUGCCUGGCUGCCCUCUGGAUCCUCAAGUCCACGGUGGCAGCCAUCAUCUUCCCUGUCAUGAUUCUGGCCCUGGUUGCAGUGAGGAAAGCCAUGGACUUCCUCUUCUCACAACAAGAACUCAGCUACCUGGACGAUGUCAUACCCGAGAAGGACAAGAAGAAGAGGGAGGACGAGAAGAAAAAGAAGAAGAAGAAGAGGGGAAGCAUAGACAGUGAUGUUGAGGAUUCUGACUACCCCUUCAAUGAGAAAGUCCCCAGCAUUAAAAUCCCCAUGGAUAUGAUGGAGCAGGAGCCCUUCUUAGGUGAUAAAGACAGAGAAAAGUCCCCUAAAUUCCUUGAUCGGCACACCUCCUGUUGAGAGGAAAUACUACUACCAGGCCAACUCAAUGUCAAGUCCUGAAAGACUUCCAUUAAACGUGCCUCAGAUUAGAAUAGACAUGCACCCGGAUGACGACGACGACAUCUUCUGGAAAAGAAGGGGUUCGGAGACGUCCCUUUAGCCCCUCGCCCCCUCAUGCCGUCGAAGAGACACCCCCUGCCAAUCACCCAACCUUUGAACAUUCACACCAGUGGACCAAACCCCAUCCUGUUAGUUUUCAAUGAAAACAACAACAACAACAACAACAACAAAUAAACUCGGAAUGAAAAACUGAAAGAAUUAUGAUUUGCGUGUGUCUGUCAUUGCGUAAGUCCCGAAAUAGAGAGAGGAAAGAAGGACGUCUUUUCUGAUUGGACAAGAUAAAGGCUGUACAUCUUCCUGGAGGUGGCUUCUGGCCACCGGCAUGAUGUGGUCACUCUGCAAUGUCGUCAGUGAGAGAGAGAGAGAGAGAGAGAGUAUUUGUCUUCCACUUACCACCUACUUCUAACUACUAUGCAAAUCCAGUUAUUUUCUGCUGUCUAUGAGAGAUCUCCUCUCGAGUCCCUUCAAUGCUGACCGUCCAUAAUGCUCACUGUCCAAUACUUUAGCUUUUUAUACUGUUUUUCAUCUUGACUCCAAUCCAAUUCCUUUUUUUUCAAUUCCUCUACCCUCGUUUUUAUAUAAGGAACUACUGUAACUGUGUCUUUCUUUUCCUGUAGCAGGAAAAAUAAUAUCUAUAAAUAUAUAUAUAUAUUGUAGUUCUACCUCUUAUUUUAGGUGGCAGGCAUUCUGUAAAGAAAAUAAUUAAUUAUAAAUAUUGAUUUUGUUUUUCCUUUUGAUAUUUACAAAAGCAUGGGAUAAAAAUGGUGUUAAUAUUCUUUCUGUAUACUGUAGAGCACUUCUAGAACAGCGGAGGACAUCUGACUGAGUGAUUAACACAUACGUGUAACAGAGAUAGCAAUAUGAUUUAACUCUGUUAUUAAUAACAUUUAAAUGAUGUGUAAAUGGCAUUGCUGCUGGUUUUAUAGCUCUUACCAAUGCCUCACAAAUGGAAUAUAUUGUAACUCGUGAUUGUCCCUAAACAAGGAAAGGUCCUGACAUUUCUUUGGUGUAAACAUGUGAUUCUAAGGGAAUAUAUAUAUAUAUAUAUAUAUAUAUAUAUAUAUAUAUAUAUAUAUUCAAAAGAUUUGGCUGCGGGAAUUUGUCAUUUAAAUGUGAUCCAUUUUGCACAAAAGUGACUUUCCCAUUCGUGUCUCUUGAUUACUGCAAACAUGCUGUAGGCCGUAGGCGCUCUUGACUUGUGUAGAGGAUAAAGUGAACUAUGCCAUGUUUACUCAGAACUAGAACUGCUUGUAUGCACAGAAAAUGAUGUACCUAAGUGGCUUAAAUGUAAAUGAACUACAAGAACACCAGAUCAGUUGAAACUGAGUUGUUUUUGUGGCUCAAACUCAAACGACUCACAACAUUGUGCAUUAACAGGAUGAGACGGAGACCCGUAGAAAAAAAAAAAGAAAACAAUGGUGUAGAUUUCUUUUUUCAGGUUUCUUUUUUUUUACUUGCUGUUAAGGUGUUGUUUCAUGAGCAUAGAAUAAAAAAACUGGAAUUGUGCACUUGCAAAGAACAUCCCCUUUUUGUUACAAAAAGGAAACAAAAAAAGUUUGAUAUUAGCCACAAGAGCAAGUUUUAAGCGGGAAACAAGGCACUGUGAAGAGAUGUGCAUGUGUUAAGGCAGAUGUCCUGAAGUUAUUGAGCCUUGUUUUAUCUUGUCCUAUACAUCCGUAUUGUUCCUGCAAAUGUCUUUUUUUCAUUACUUUUUUUCAUGUGCUUCAUUUUUUUUCUUGAUCUCUUUUUCUGUUCAAAAAUCCGUAGAUCUGUACAAAUGUUGUUAUAAUAGCUGAUGUAUUUUUUUUUCAAAAUCAACUUCUCUUAACCUUGUAAGUAUAUGAAUGAAUUUUUAACUUAUAUUUGGGGUAUAUUCAUGGGGAUAGCUGAUUUAAUCAAAAUAUCUACAGCGUUAAUGCAUGGCAAAUAAAUUAUAGCGUAUUUAACCAUGGCAGUAUUAAUUUUAGUGUGUCUAAAAACUGAUACAUUUGUAAUCAAAUUUUGUGAUCUUUUUAGAACAAACACACAGUGGUGAUUAUUCUAGAAUUUAUAUUUUUCAAAUGAAAUGAAUAUUAAAAAUAAACUGAAUUUAUUCAAUGUCUA
Messenger RNA from Clupea harengus (Atlantic herring), 5682 nucleotides. RefSeq names its product solute carrier family 4 member 4a (gene slc4a4a). Gene Ontology annotation, biological process: monoatomic anion transport; transmembrane transport; bicarbonate transport. Gene Ontology annotation, molecular function: monoatomic anion transmembrane transporter activity; sodium:bicarbonate symporter activity; solute:inorganic anion antiporter activity. NCBI's taxonomy places the organism in Eukaryota, Metazoa, Chordata, Actinopteri, Clupeiformes, Clupeidae. The record is from RefSeq and is a predicted model, not a curated record. Gene Ontology annotation, cellular component: basolateral plasma membrane; plasma membrane.